AUGGAUGAAAACAGGGCACCAGAUACAUACUUCGUGUAUAUUUAUUCCAAUGGUACAGUGAAAGAUGGCAAGCCAUUUCAUGUGAUCAGCUCCUGUCGGCUGGACAUCUAUACCUUUCCUUUCGAUAUUCAAAACUGCUCGUACACCUUCAACUCUUACAAGCACGACAUUCAGGAUGUUCGGCUGUCCUAUUUUAAACCUGUGAAGGAAAUAUUCAUGGAGUCGGUUUCAGUCAUGGCAACUAAAGGAGAGUGGGAACUAAUAAACUUGCUUGGAGAACAACCUAAACAAGUGUAUGAAGAUGGAGGAUGGGAUGAACUCAUUAUUCAUAUUGUCUUGAGACGUCGUGCUGCGCUGUAUGUUGUCAACCUCGUGGUUCCCAGCUGUUUCCUGCUUUCGUUGGAUCUGUUCAGUUUUCUUUUGCCUCCUCAGGACGUGGACCGCUCCUCCUUCAAAAUGACCCUCAUCCUGGGAUACACCGUGUUUCUGCUGUUAAUGAACGAUCUGCUGCCCGUCACAGGAAACACCUUACCCCUCAUAAAUGUGUUUUUCUCUCUCUGCUUGGCAUUGAUGGUGACAAGUCUUCUCGAAACCAUUCUCAUCACCAACAUCCUCUGCAAUUCCAGUAACUAUCCACCUUUACCAAAGUGGAUCAGGAUUCUGGUCCUGAAGUAUCUUGCUCGACUUGUUUGCAUUAAGCAUAACGCUUGCAAUCAAAACUCUGAAGCAAACGAAUCAACAGUCAUUAUCUAUACUAACAGCAUGACUGAAUACUCAAAUAAUGAAUCAAUGAGUCUGAGGGAAAAGUGUUUAGAGGAGAUGAAGAAGAUGAGUAAAGAUCUGUUGGCUAUCCGUCGACAGGUUGAAGAACACUUACACAGUAAAGAUGAAUCACACAUCACUAAUGAAUGGAUUAUCUUUGGUCAGUCUGAAGCGUUGCCGUGUCUGUUGACUUUGCUUCGCUGUGAAGAGGGACAGAGCGGACCCACAUAUGAGUCUUUACAGGAGGUGUUUGACAGAAAGCCUUUAAGACCUUCUGUGAACCUCAGCACCCCAACCAUAACAAACAUCUCAUUUACUCUCUAUGCUGUUUUAGGAGUGAAUGAAAAGGCACAGAUUCUUACCACAUUCCUCUGGCUCAGGCUGUACUGGUUCCAUGAGUUCCUAAUUUGGGAUUCAGAAAACUGUGAUGAUGUUACAAGGAUUUCCCUUCCUGUAAAAGAGCUCUGGACACCUGACAUUAUCGUUUAUGAGUUUGUUGAUGAUGAUGUGUCUCAGGCCUGCCCUUACGUUUAUGUCAACCACACCGGCCACAUCCGCUACGACAGGAUGUUGAGGCUGGUUAGCGCCUGUAACCUACAGAUCUUUAACUUUCCCUUCGACAUACAGAACUGCACCUUCACCUUUGGCUCCUACAUGCACACCAUAAAGGAUGUUCGGGUCAGCCCUGCUCUGACCUUUAAGGAGAUGACAGAAAAUUCACAGCGUUACCUGCAGGCCAGUGGAGAAUGGGAGCUGGUGGUCAUCUUGGGCGAUGCAAACAUUUUGAAAUUCGGAGUUGAUGAAUGGGACAUCAUCACUUUCUGGGUGGUGAUAAGGCGACGUCCAAUGCUAUACGUCGUCAACCUGAUCAUCCCCAGCUCCUUUCUCAUGAUCAUUGACAUCCUCUCCUUCUAUUUGCCACCACACAGCGUGGAUCGCUCUUCCUUUAAAAUGACCCUCAUUCUGGGUUACACAGUCUUUCUUCUCAUUAUGAACGAUCUGCUUCCCAGCACUGCUAAUGGAACACCUUUAAUAGGUAUCUAUUUUUCGGUGUGUUUGGCACUCAUGGUCAUCAGUUUACUGGAGACGGUCCUCAUCACCUGCGUUCUCCAUCAUAACUCCAUGAAGUACAGGGAGGUGCCACGCUGGGUCCAGGUGUUUGUAAUGGGGUUCCUCGGACGACUCGUUUGCUACAGGUUUCCAGAUGAUCUAUAUGCUAAAUCAGAGAAACAGGAUUUUGAUCUGUGGGUCACCACACCUGGAGAGUCAACCUCCAGUCAGCAAACAGCCAGCGGUUCUGGAAUGGUAACGCUGGAUGUGCCAAUACUCCGGCAGAUCAGUAAAGAUCUUUCAGAUAUGCAUUCGUAUUUUUCUGUUCUGCGAAAGGAAGACCAACUACAGGACCAGUGGUGUCAUGUGGGCUACAUCCUGGACUUCCUUCUGUUUCGCAUUUAUCUGCUGAUAAUCACGGGUUACGCGCUUGUGAUCAUAAUCAUGUGGUGCAUCUGGAUGAAUCAGUAGAAAGAGGUGAAAUCGAGACCAUUGAAAUUGUUAAACGACACAAAAAGACUCCAAAAACAGUCUAAA
Molecule: messenger RNA, 2349 nt
Organism: Paramisgurnus dabryanus
Lineage: Eukaryota; Metazoa; Chordata; Actinopteri; Cypriniformes; Cobitidae
Source: RefSeq, a predicted model, not a curated record